Messenger RNA from Abrus precatorius (Indian licorice), 1209 nucleotides. RefSeq names its product transcription factor bHLH30-like. The coding region runs from base 124 to 1209 and encodes 361 amino acids. NCBI's taxonomy places the organism in Eukaryota, Viridiplantae, Streptophyta, Magnoliopsida, Fabales, Fabaceae. Gene Ontology annotation, biological process: regulation of DNA-templated transcription. The transcript has 3 exons. Gene Ontology annotation, molecular function: protein dimerization activity; DNA-binding transcription factor activity. The record is from RefSeq and is a predicted model, not a curated record.
GUAACUGAUUGAUCCUCAACAUGUGAGAAACUUACAAGACAGAAUUAGAAGACCACAAUCAGUCAUCACUUCCAUCAAAGGAAUUAAGCUCUUAUAAAACAAGGGACACAACAAUAGAAGGAGAUGAAACAGGAAUUAGAAGAUCAAGGACAGUGUUCUUCUCAAGCGAUCAAUAACAACAACAACAUUCAAGCCUAUCAAGAUCAGCACCUUCUCCUUCAGCAACAGAUGCAACAAAAUAGUGACAUCUUUGGUGGCUCAAGAGGGUUAAUGUUCCCAGCUGAAGUUUCUCCAAUCUUGCAACCAUGGUCCAUGCCUCCGGUUCACUCAUUCAACCCGGGUCCGGUUCACUAUAACAACAACAACCACCAUGAUCAAACCUUUGUUGUUCCUCCCACACCAUCACCCUAUGCAAGCUUCUUCAACAGAAGGGUUCCUUCUCUUCAGUUUGCAUGUGAGGGUCCAUCCUCUGAUCAUCACCACCAUCUAAGGAUCAUAUCCGAUACCCUUGGACCCAUGGUUCAACCCGGUUCAACACCCUUUGGACUCCAAGCCGAGUUGGGCAAGAUGACUGCUCAAGAAAUCAUGGAGGCUAAGGCUCUGGCUGCAUCAAAGAGUCACAGUGAAGCUGAAAGGAGACGCAGAGAGAGAAUCAACAACCAUCUUGCCAAGCUUCGCAGCUUGUUGCCCAACACAACCAAAACAGAUAAAGCUUCAUUGCUGGCAGAAGUGAUUCAGCAUGUGAAGGAGCUGAAGAGGCAAACAUCAUUGAUAGCUGAAACGAGUGUAGUGCCUACUGAAGCUGAUGAGUUAACGGUGGAUGCAGCCGAUGAAGAUGGAAAGUUUGUGAUCAAAGCCUCUCUGUGUUGUGAAGAUAGGUCAGAUCUCUUACCUGACCUCAUCAAAACCUUAAAAGCGUUAAGGUUGAGAACCCUUAAAGCUGAGAUCACCACGCUUGGUGGGCGAGUAAAGAACGUGUUAUUCAUCACUGGUGACGAGGAUAGUAAUAAUAAUAUUAAUAAUAAUAAUAAUUCAUGUACCAAUAAUAUUGGUGAACAAAACUUGCAACAACAACAAUGUUGUAUUAGCUCAAUACAAGAAGCACUCAAGGCAGUGAUGGAGAAGAGUGGUGGAGAUGAAUCAGCUUCUGGGAAUGUUAAGCGCCAAAGGACUAAUAAUAUCAAUAUCCUUGAACAAAGGUCUUUAUGA